Messenger RNA from Gymnogyps californianus (California condor), 3630 nucleotides. It is a transcript of the gene RNF216, whose product is annotated as ring finger protein 216. The record is from RefSeq and is a predicted model, not a curated record. Gene Ontology annotation, molecular function: zinc ion binding. NCBI's taxonomy places the organism in Eukaryota, Metazoa, Chordata, Aves, Accipitriformes, Cathartidae.
CCCACUUCCUGAAGAAGAUCUGUACACACAUUCAGCCCGCCUGGUAGUGCUACAUUUUGUUCCUCAUGCGAGCCUGACUGCCAUGCCUGGGCAUUGACACUUUCAGGUACAGCCAUUUAAAAUGGCAGAGAGAGGUGGAAAUGAAGAAGUAAUUAACUUGAACAGCUUCCAUAGUCACAGAGGGAAAGACUGGAUAAACCGCAGGGACGAAGGUCUUAUCACGAUAUCAGAUUCCUCGGAUGAAGAAUUACCUUUGUUGCUGGAAACGCCAGCAGAGCAGCAGCGUGAGGAAGAUGACGAUGAUGUAGUCAUCUUGGCAGAGACCCCAAAGCAUCAGCAGCUUCUGCGUCCCAAUGUCAUCAGACCUGCUGCUCAAUGGCAGGGUGCAAACACUGUGGGAGAAGGAGGAUCCAGAAGUGCUGUCGAGCCCUUGAGGAGCAUAUAUCUGCAAGAUGAGAUCUCAGCUCUGCUGUGCCAGGGAGACCGGUAUAAUCACAUGGUAGAGAGCAGUGCUGGAGCAAGCAGGGAUGAGAAUAUGAACUUUGCCUUGCAGCAGCCUGGACCAUCUGAGCUUAACGGCCCCAGGUUUGAACUUACAAGUAACCAGGAGCCUGGCCCAAGUUUGCUUCCAGCAGUAAAGACGAGUCCACAGCCUGUUGUUAACAGAGAGAUCAUUAGUCUGGAGAAUGCAGACCUUCUACCACAACAGGAAGAAAAGGUGGAAGCCCAGGGAUGGCAAGGAGAGGACUUGGAGCCAGAGCAAAACCUUUGCGGAACAGCUGCUGCAACUACCACAGGCCAGGAGAUCCACGAAAACAGCCAGCUGGAUCACCCAUACUUCCAGCCGUUGGAAGGUGAGCCACAUGCUGUAGUAAAUGGUUGUGCUCCUCAGCAAGGGCAGCCUGAAGCAGACCCAGGAUCUUUGAGGGCAUACGGAGAGGAGGCUCCUGGGCCAGCCUUCCCCCGACCUGAACCACAGCAGGAUGGGAUUCCAGGUCCCGCUUCGCCCCAGCCAGCGCAUCCACCAGAAGAAACGGGUCAGCAGGCAGCAAUAGACAAUGAACAGCCAGGUCCAGCAUUCCCCGCACAGGGCUCUCACGAACUUGGCUCUAGUAAUGUGCCGGAACAAGGAGCUGCUGGGCAGGACCAAGACCUUACUGCACUGCUCAUCAGAGAGACAGAAGCAAGAUUCCCAGAUGUGAAGAAGGAAUAUAUUGAAGAGCUAAUCAGCAUCAAGAACUGCUAUGACUUAAAUGUACUUUGUAACUUUCUUCUGGAAAAUCCAGAUUACCCAAAGAAGGAAGGCAGAGUGGUUUUAAAUCCCAGCAGCAGCCUGCUUGCCAGCCAAGAUGAGACAAAGGUGCCUAAAGUGGACUACUUCGACUUUUCCAAGCUUGCCCCACUUGAUCAGCGGUGCUUUAUUCAGGCAGCUGACCUCCUUAUGGCAGACUUCAAAAUGCUGAGCAGCCAAGACAUUAAGUGGGCACUACACGAACUCAAGGGACACUAUGCAAUCACGCGAAAGGCCUUUUCAGAUGCUAUCAAAAAAUGGCAGGAGCUGUCUCCCGAAACCAGUGGGAAACGAAAAAGGAGGAAAGAAAUGAAUCAGUAUUCAUAUAUAGACUUCAAAUUUGAGCAAGGGGAUGUGAAAAUUGAGAAGCGCAUGUUCUUCCUGGAGAAUAAGAGACGGCACUGGAGGUCCUACGACAAGCUCUCACUUCUCCCACCGGUGCUACUGGAGCAGGAAUUCUAUGAGCAGAAAGUUAAAGAGAUGGCGGAGCAUGCAGACUUUCUCCUUGCUCUGCAGAUGAAUGAGGAGCAGUAUCAGAAGGAUGGUCAGAUGAUAGAGUGCCGCUGUUGUUACGGGGAGUUUGCAUUUGAAGAGCUAACUCAGUGUGCAGAUGGUCACUUGUUCUGCAAGGAGUGCCUAAUUAAAUAUGCUCAGGAGGCAGUCUUUGGCUCUGGGAAGUCAGAGCUCAGCUGCAUGGAAGGCAGUUGCACGUGUUCGUUCCCCACCAGCGAGCUGGAGAAAGUGCUUCCAGAGAACAUCCUCUGUAAAUACUAUGAGCGGAAAGCUGAGGAGGAGGUGGCUGCUGCCUGUGCAGAUGAACUUGUCAGGUGUCCGUUCUGUAACUUCCCAGCUCUACUGGACAAUGAUGUGAAGCGGUUCAGCUGCCCUAAUCCCCGCUGCAGAAAGGAAACGUGUCGGAAGUGCCAGGGGCUGUGGAAGGAGCACAUGAACCUCACCUGCGAGCAGCUGGCUGAGAAGGAUGACAUCAAAUACAGGACGUCCAUAGAAGAGAAAAUGACAGCUGCCCGAAUUAGAAAAUGCCACAAGUGUGGGACUGGCCUAAUUAAAUCGGAGGGUUGCAACCGCAUGUCCUGCCGUUGCGGUGCUCAGAUGUGCUACCUCUGCCGCGCUGCCAUUAACGGGUAUGACCACUUCUGCCAACACCCCCGGUCGCCCGGGGCUCCCUGCCAGGACUGUGCAAAGUGCUCUCUCUGGACAGAUCCCACAGAGGAUGAUGAGAAGAUAAUCCAGGAGAUUCAGAAAGAGGCUGAAGAGGAGCAAAGGAAGAAAAAUGGAGAGAACAGCUUCAAGCGGAUCGGCCCUCCUGCAGAAAAACCCAUGGAGAAAAUCCAGAGAAUUGAAGUCAUCCCCAGACCUGUUCCUCAGAACCUCCAUCAGCCCCGGAUGCCCCCUUCCCUUGUGCACCCUCCCUUCCCGCUCCCUCCUGUCCGUCCCAUGUACAAUAACAUCCCCCUCAACAUCGGCCCUAUCCCUGCCCCCUACGUCCCCCCGUUACCUAACAUGAGGGUGAACUAUGAUUUUCCCCAGAUCAACGUUCAGCUGGAGCACAACUUGCCUAUGCACUUUGGCCCUCAGCCUCGACACCGGUUCUGACCUGGUUCCAACAGCACUUGGCGUAGAGUCACUGCAGGGCAAAGCCACCCCGGUAACGUCACCCCCCUUCCUGCUCCAGCCCCUCUCGGUUUAGCCAGCUGCAAGGGGACCUGCUCUGACUGACGCGUACCUGCACUGCACCCCUUCGCUCUAGAGCUUCUCUGAACCUUUGCAGUCAAACAUUUCAACCUGUGCUGCAACAGGGCUUGGUGCUGCAUUUCCCGUAUGGUUGGGCAUCCAGAUAUUUUGAUUUGACAAAGCCUGUUCAGGCAGCUGUUGGGAGGGAAAGUGAGACUUUGUGGAGCGCAGGGAUGCAGCCGUUCCUCGGGGACUUUCCAAAAAUCCUACCUUCCUGCUGGCCAGAGCAGCUGCCACACAGUCAAGUGAGUCUUGGGGGAAGGGAGGAGAGACUUGGCAUCUGAGUAAGACCUUCGAGUUAACAGGAGUCGGCUGCCCUAGCCUCCUGCCUGCGGAGAGGCACGAGGCUGGGGUUCCCACGUUCUCCAGCAUCCCUGUAACCUGCUAGCACCUCCCAGCAGAAAUAAAUUGUUCAAAACCAAGUCAAACUAGUGUUUUUAGCAUUUCUCCCUCUGCAAGUGGAGUGAGGGGGUGCAGCAGCCAUCUCGUUGCUGAGAUCUUGGUAGGAAGCCCAGAGCUAUGUUCUGUCUCAGGGCUUUAGCAAGUAGCAGAAGACUCGGGCACCCUAAUCUUUGGCUGAACUGAAC